CUCCAACCUCAGGCAUCAACAAUAAUCCAAUUUUCCCUUUCUCAAUUUCCCAAAACAGCCGAGAUCUCAUCCUCAGCCGAGACCUCGUCUAACCCAUUCCAUUCCAUUCCUUCACGUUAUCAUUUUUAAUUCAAUCGCAAAUGCACUCGUUACCAAUAUUGUCUUUAUUCACUCUUUUCUCUUCCGCGCACGCCUCAUACGUUCAGUUCAAGGACUGCAGUGUCCCAUCCUCAUCAGCAUAUUCCUACUCCCCAGACAGUCUAGACGUGUAUCUUGACCAGCGCAGCAAUGGAACUACAACGCUUAAUCUUGCAAUAGCCGGGAAUUAUCCAGACUUGGCUUCGUGUCGGAGAUCGCUGCUUGGCAACGCCUCUGUCGAGUUGAGCCUCGAGGCCCUGGGCGGGACGACGCGCUACAACGGCGAGGUUCGGAAUGCGACGUGUCGGACCAGGGAGUUUAAGCAGAUCAACAGGGUUUGGCACUUGCAGUAUCUCGACGUCCUGUUCUGGAUAAAUGAUCCGAAACCGCUGGCGGCGUAUGAGUUUGAGAUCAACAUUGAUGCUCCGGAUCAUUUCUCAGUGGCGUGUCUGAAUGGCUUCCUGACGCCGGAUAUUGGAUACAGUGCCCAGGAGAUUUCAUUCUGGGUACCGGCGCUUACCUUUAUUCUGGUUGUUUUGGCAGCUGUCGGGAAAGAAUGGUAUAAUCUCGUGCAUCCUUUACGAGAAGAUGAUGAGUCUGGGCAGGAGAGGAGUAUAAGCCGGUCUCAUCUCACGCGCAUCGCCGAUUGUUUGGCGUAUAUACAAUUCAUCUUCUUUUCCAGCGCGCUCAGCCUCCGACAGCCUGGAUUUCUGCAACCGGUGGUUAGUUCGACGAGCUGGUCUACCCUCAUGACCCGACGGGGUAUUGUUUGGCGACAUUCGCUGUACUAUGGUAUUCGCGACGGGAUACACGAGAUCAACGGCACGUUUGGCGGGACUUCGGGGCUGGAGCACAUGACGCAGGUGAUGGGGGCCCCAGUGACAGUGGAAACCUGGACAAACAUCGCGACGCUGGCGGCGGUCAUUCUCGUGCUGUUGUACGCGGUAAUUCAGGCUGGUCUUCAUUUGCGAUGGACGCGCGAUUGGUUUCAGCAGUCAGGAAGAUGGAUGAUUGACAGGAGUUCGAAACCGCAUAAAGCUACGAUCUGGGUCGCUUUACGAGUCUACCUGAGUUAUCUACUUCUCCCGCUCACGGCUUGGACGACAUAUCAACUUGACAGCGCCAGCGCUCGCCCCGUUUACUAUACAAUCCUCGUCAUCGUGGUGGUUGCGUUGUUGAUUAUUGGGUGCUGGUGGGGAAUGUCGCGGAGUCCCCAAGACAUGGGGUAUUUACUGGUCGACAAUCUUCACAAGCAGACACCCGAGGAACCGUCACGAACGCAGGACUAUUACAGCUAUGUCACCUUCAUUCUUCUUUUCGCUCGGGGCGUUAUAAUCGGUGGAUUGCAGCGUUUCGGAACCGUUCAGUUGUUUUCGCUCAUGGCUUGUGAGGUCAUUCAACUGGGUUUCCUUGCUUGGGUUGGCGCGACAUCUGAGCUGCUUUCUAAGCCAGUCUUGAUCGCUGGCGCGCGACUUUCAGUGCUUCUUCUCUUUUUGGGAAUGAUUCCUGAUUUGUGGACUCAUAUUGCUGCGAGUGCGCUUGGUUAUGUUUUGCUAGCAUUCCAUGCUCUGUUCUUGGUUGGCAUGUUUCUUGUUCCCUCAGCUUAUGAGUCUACCCGUCUUGGAGUCACCUGCUACAAUGAAUGGCAGACUCCUCAACAACCUGCCGGCGACUCUUCGCUCGAGCGACCUCAGGUUUACGGCCUUCGCCAACUCUCAAGACGUCCAACGACAAGAACAGACUUGACGAACCAAAGCAUCAUGAAUCACGACAGAAGCAGCAGCCUCUCAAGCUCAGCAAACUCCUCUUCCGACUCCGCCAACAGAUCCUCCCGUGGUUCAGAACCCGUAUCCCCCGAACUCCUUCGCACAUACUUCCGCUCUCCCCGCCCCGAGCGAUCCGUAUCAAGCCUCUCUGGCAGAAGUCAAUUCGACUCACCACGUGCAUCACGCUCUUCACCACGCCACCAACAAUUCCCAUCUUUUGACACCACGCGCCCACCGACAGUUUAUGAAAAUCCUACGGAGAGGAAUUCUGUUGGUUCGAGUUUGAGUACGGAUAGUGGUGAUUGCGGAGAGGCGCCGUCUGCGUGGUCGGCGAUAUUACCGUCGAACACGAAUGUAGAUUAUUCGUUUAGGGAAACGGAUUUGUAUUAUCAUAAGCCGAGGGAGGUGUCGUUUGGGAAUAAUGGUGGUGGUGGUGGUGGUGGUAAUGAGAGCCGGGGACAGGCGUCGGGUUGGGCGGGAAAACUCAAGUUUUGGUCAUGAUAAUCUAUGUAAUUUAUUUUUCUUUGUGUCGGCUGGGAAAAAAAGGCUUUGGGAGCGACUGAGAUUUAGGAAUGCUAAAAUUAAUGAGUACUGAUUCAUAUAUCGA
Messenger RNA from Fusarium verticillioides 7600, 2511 nucleotides. RefSeq lists its product as hypothetical. The coding region runs from base 141 to 2405 and encodes 754 amino acids. Lineage: Eukaryota; Fungi; Ascomycota; Sordariomycetes; Hypocreales; Nectriaceae. Gene Ontology annotation, biological process: transmembrane transport. The record is from RefSeq and is a predicted model, not a curated record. The transcript is spliced from 2 exons.